AAAGCUUAUAAAUAAAGGACAAAAAUUGAGUUAAUGUUCCAACAAAAAAAAUUUAAAAAAACUUCUCAGACAUUGAGUUGUCUUUGCUUCAGACAUCCUCUCAAUGGCUGAUGUUGGUGGAAUUUCAGUUUGGGUGAUCAAUAUAUGUGUAGUUCUUCUACUCAAUCUAAUUUCUACUGCAUUUGGUGAUGCUUUGGGAGUCAAAUUUGGUUACACAGGCCCAGUAGGCCCAAAUGGUUGGGGAAGGUUGAGCCCAACAUAUUCAGUCUGCUCAAAUGGCAAAUCACAGUCCCCAAUUAACAUAAUUAGUCAUAAUUGUGCUGUUAACAAGAAGUUAAAGCCCUUGAUUAUGCAAUAUAAUCAUUCUGAAGUUGCUACUUUGGUUGAUAAUGGCUUUAAUGUUGGGAUAAAAUAUGGUGAAAAUGCAGGAAGUUUAAUUGUGGAUGGUAAAACUUAUAACUUUAAACAAAUGCAUUGGCAUUCCCCUUCUGAACAUACAAUUGAUGGCAAUCGUUAUGCAGCAGAGCUUCAUCUAGUUCAUUUUGCUCAAGACAAUACUAUAGCAGUUUUAUCAAUCCUCUUCCAUUUGGGCCAUCCUGAUCCCCUAAUGACCAAGCUUCAAAACAAACUGAAUGAGCUAGCAAGGGAUGUAGCAACACAUAAAGAAACACAAGUGCAGCUUGGAAUAAUUGAUACACAUGAAAUAAGGAAACAUUCUCACAAAUAUUACUCAUACACUGGUUCUUUAACAACUCCACCAUGCUCUGAAAUUGUCUCUUGGUACAUUCUUGGCAAGGUGAGAUCAAUAUCAAGAGAACAAGUAGAAGAAUUGAGAGCUCCAUUGGAUCCAACAUGCAAGAGAAAUGCAAGACCAACUCAACCCUUAAAUGGAAGACAAAUUCAGAUGUAUGAAGCCCAACCCACCCCUUAAUUAAAUGGAAGGCAAAUAAAUGUGUACAAAUAUUCCCCCAUAAUAAAAGACUCCUUUGAAAAAAGAAAGUAAUAUUACGAUGAUGUGGAUGACACAUAUUGAAUCUUGAAAA
This is a messenger RNA of Solanum tuberosum (potato), 1043 nucleotides long. RefSeq names its product alpha carbonic anhydrase 1, chloroplastic. Lineage: Eukaryota; Viridiplantae; Streptophyta; Magnoliopsida; Solanales; Solanaceae. The transcript is spliced from 7 exons. The record is from RefSeq and is a predicted model, not a curated record. Gene Ontology annotation, biological process: one-carbon metabolic process. The coding region runs from base 104 to 931 and encodes 275 amino acids. Gene Ontology annotation, molecular function: carbonate dehydratase activity; zinc ion binding.